AUGGCGGGAGUUCUCAAAGCAAUUUGGGGGAUGCUGGUCGAUGUGCUCCUGUUUUGGCAAAUCAGGUUCUCCAGAUGGUUGACACGCAAGAAGCCUGUGGAGGUUUGGUUCGAGAUCCUGAGGAACGCGAAGUCUUACGAGGAGUGGGAGGAGGCAGCUUUUCAAUUGGACGUGCUCUUGGGAAAUGACUUGUGGCGUCAAAAUCCCACCUCGAAAUACUACGAUUAUCGACUGAUCCACGACCGGCUCCAAUCUAUCAUCGUUGCCCGCGAAGAGGGCGAUAUCCUGCAGCUUGUCAAUCUGCUACGGUCUGGUCUUGUGCGGAAUCUGGGCAAUAUCUCCACCCCUCGACUGUUCAAUCGAGCAUUUGCUGGGACGAAAUUAUUGAUCGAAGAUUAUAUUACACAAGUUGCGCAAGCCAUUGCAGAUGUCACGAAACUGCCGACGUCCCCUGGUGCAGAUGGCAAUGGUGUGAUACCAGGAUUCAGCAGUCAGGCGAAGCUUGAUUUAUUACAUGAUACAAGACAAGCUUUUGGAAGAAGUACCUUGGUCCUCCAAGGUGGCGCCAUUUUUGGUUUGUGCCAUUUGGGAGUUGUGAAGGCUCUCUUUGGGCGGGGCUUGUUACCAAGGAUUAUUACGGGAACUGCUACUGGAGCCUUGAUCGCGGCUUUAGUUGGAAUACAUACCGAAGACGAGCUCCCAAUGUUUCUGAAUGGCGAUAGCAUCGACCUCUCUGCCUUUGCUGGCAAGAGCUCAGCUGGGGAGAGCGGACAGGAAGAGAGAGGGUUUUUCGAUGGUUGGUGGGAUACCUUGACAAGAAGAGUUCGGAGAUUCCUCCGAGAAGGCUACUUCUUGGAUGCAACAGUGUUGGAGGAAUGUGUGAGAACAAACGUGGGUGACCUGACGUUUGAGGAGGCAUACAACAGAACAAAGCGGGUUCUCAAUAUCACGGUUGCGACUACUGGAAGGGGGGGAGUUCCCAAUCUUUUGAACUAUUUAACGGCUCCCAACGUUUUAAUUUGGUCGGCAGCAAUAGCUUCCAAUGCCUCUUCCCCAUCUCUGUAUGGACGCUCAAUUACUCUCAGAUGUAAGGACACCUCCGGCGCGGUAAUCCCGUGGUCUGUGGCAUCCGACACGACAUUUCGACCUUGGACUCAUGCUUCCUACAAUGACAGAGAUUCACCAUUAUCUCGAAUCGCGGAGCUUUUCAAUGUCAAUCACUUCAUUGUCAGCCAAGCUCGGCCAUACCUCGUACCAUUCCUCCAAUCUGAUAUGCAUGGCCCCUCACCACUUUACACACGCGGCGGACGAACGUCAUUGACUGGUGGUCUACUGAGACUCAUGACUAUGGAAAUUCAUCAUCGACUACAGCAACUCGAUAGUCUUGGACCCCUUCCUUUGUCGAUUAGGCGAUUCCUAGUGGAUGAGCAUAUUCCUGCAGCUUCAGUGACUCUUGUACCUGAGCUAUCCGCAAGCGACUUUGUGCGUUUACUGGAGACACCUACUCAAGCUAGUCUUGAUUACUGGAUCUUGCGGGGAGAGAAGAGUGUUUGGCCUGCGGUUGGUGCUUUGAAGGUCAGAUGUGCCAUCGAAUCAGAACUAGAUCGUGGCUACCAGUUUGUGAGAAGGAGGAAGGCAGGAGGCUUGCGACGGCGAGGCAGUGCAGUUGAUACCAAUGGCAAACAGGCCGCAAGAGAACGUGAGCGUGCCAACAGCGCCGGUGCGAAAUGGUAG
This is a messenger RNA of Hyaloscypha bicolor E, 1734 nucleotides long. RefSeq lists its product as uncharacterized. Bases 1 to 1734 code for a protein of 577 amino acids. The record is from RefSeq and is a predicted model, not a curated record. Lineage: Eukaryota; Fungi; Ascomycota; Leotiomycetes; Helotiales; Hyaloscyphaceae. Gene Ontology annotation, biological process: lipid metabolic process. Gene Ontology annotation, molecular function: triacylglycerol lipase activity. The transcript has 3 exons.